GCAAAAUGUAUUCCUUGACCCUGAGAUGAUAAAAAAGGAAGUUGAGUUGGAUCAAGAGAGACAGAGGCCAACUACCGAAAAAGUUACGCCAUCACUUCCCGCCGAAGAGUUUCCCGUAGAUAUCGACAAGAUCUUCCCAGAAGACAAAUUUCUGCAGGACAGGCUCAGAGAUUUCCUUAACAGAUUGGCGAAUGACGUUAAGAGUUUCGUGCGUUACUACCUUGGUCCGCUUCCUCCGGACCAGCAGGGAAGGGUACUUGGUCGUCUCGCUGACCAAGUGGGUCCUUACGACCAAAAUGUAUUCCUUGACCCAGAUAUGAUCAGAAGGGAAGUCGAGUUGGACCAAGAGAGGCAGAGGCCAACCACCGAAAAAGUUACACCACCACUUCCCGCCGAAGAGCUUCCCGUAGAUAUCGACAAGAUCUUCCCAGAAGACAGAUUUCUGCAGGAUAGGAUUAGAGAUUUCCUCAACAGAUUGGCGAAGGAUGUUAAGGGUUUCGUGCGUUACUACCUUGGUCCUCUUCCUCCGGACCAACAGGGAAGGGUACUUGGUCGUCUCGCUGACCAAGUGGGUCCCUACGACCAAAAUGUAGUCCUGGACCCUGAGACAAUAAGAAAGGAAAUCGAGUUGGAUCAGAGGCCAACGACCACCGAACUAGCUACGCCGCCACCUCCCGUCGAGGAGCUUCCAGUAGAUGUCGAAAAGAUCUACCCAAAAGACAGAUUUCUGCAGGACAGGCUCAGAGAUUUCCUUAACAGAUUGGCGAAGGACUCCAAGAGUUUCGUGCACUACUACGUUGGUCCUCUUCCUCCAGAUCAACAGGGAAGGGUACUCACCCGAUUAGCCGAUCAGACCGAUCCCUACGAACAAAACGUGGCCCUUGACCCAGACACGAUAAAAAAGGAAAUCGAGUUAGACGAAGAGCGCCAGAGGCCUUCGCCUCCGGUCGAAAAACUUCCUUUAGAUGCCGACAAGAUCUUCCCACAUGACAAAGACCUGCAGAACAAGCUCCGGGACUUCCUUAACCGCCUGUCGAAGGAUGCGAAGAGUUUUGUGCAUUACUACCUUGGCCCUCUGCCCCCGGACCAACAGGGAAGAGUACUUUCUCGUCUCGCUGAUCAAGUUGAUCCCUACGCUCAAGACGUACACCUAGACCCUGACACCAUAAGAAAGGAAAUCGAGUUAGACCAAGAGAGACAGAGACCCCCACCUCCCGUCGACGAGCUUCCCGUUGAUAUCGACAAAAUCUUCCCACAAGAUAGAGACCUGCAGAACAGACUCAGAGACUUCCUCAACAGACUGACGAAGGACACCAAGAGUUUCGUACGCUACUACCUCAGCCCUCUGCCUCCGGACCAACAGGGUAGGGUACUUGCUCGUCUCGCUAAUGGAGUUGAUCCCUACGAUCAGAACGUGGUCCUUGAUCCUGAGACCAUAAGGAAGGCUAUUGAAGCGGAUAAUCGGCCGGAAGGAAGUGGAACCGAAGUACCUCACGUGGACCUUCCAUUAGACGUAGAUCGAAUUUAUCCUCACAACAAAGUCCUCCAGAACGUAGUCAAGGACUUUUUGGAACGGCUGUCCGAUUACUCAAAGAACCUGGUACGAAUGUAUCUUGGUAACCUGCCACCCAAGCAGCAGGGACGAGUUCUUCUUCGCCUUUCCGCGCCAAUUGAUUCGUCCGAGAAGGACAUCGUGCUCGAUUCCGACAUCAUACGAAAGGAGAUCGGGUUGGACAAAGGUGGUAAGAAGGUGCCGGAAACCACCGCCGAACCACCGGUGGAUGUCGAGCGAAUUCACCCCCAAAGCAAGGAGCUGCAGAACAAGACCAAACAGUUCCUGGACAGACUGACGAAGGACUCAUCCAACCUGGUGCGGCAACACCUCGGCGACCUGAGCCCUGCGCAACAAGGAAGAGUGUUGGACCUCCUGUCCGACCCGAUUGAUCCUAGGCAGGAAAACGUAACCUUGGAUUCGUACACGAUAAUGAAGGCGAUUGACAUCGACAAUGAGAACUUCAAGGAGCACUACAAAGCCGACAGACCGCCAGUGAACGUGGAGAAAAUUUACCCCGAAAACUUGGACUUACAAGAUAAAGUCAGGGACUUCUUGGACCAACUCUCGAAGGACUCACAGGACUUGGUCGGAGAGUACUUAGGCAAUCGGACGUCAGAGCAACAGGGGCGUGUCCUUCUAGAGCUCGCCAAACCAAUCAACCCUGUGCUAAACAACGUGACUUUGGACGCGGAGACGAUAAAGAAGGCAAUCGAAUUGGACGAAAGGAACCAAUCGAAGAGUACGGAGGAGGUACCGACCACUGCUCCGACGACUGACACUACACCAAAGAUGACUUCGAGCGCAAAAACACCAUCGCCGCAUACGCUCGAGAAUUUGUUCCCAGCCAAACCAGAUAUACAGGAACACGUGGAAAAGUUCUGGUACAACCUGACUCCGGCAUCUCAGACCACACUACGCAACAGCGUUUGCAACUUGAAACCGGAAAAGCAGCGCCGCAUCCUCGUCUACCUAACACGCGUCAGCGAGGCGAGAACGAAUCAAAAUGGGGAGAAAAUGAUGUUACACAACGACUCCGUCGAAAAGGUUGUCCUCAUGGACGACAAGGGUGAACUUGGUGAGGCUCAGAAGAUCAUCGACGACGGUAAAUGGCCUGAUGAACCCCUGGACGAUGGUUCAAUCGACGGUUCCGGUUCCAGCGGGCGAAUUGUGCACGUGGCCUGUCUCAGUAUUCUUGCGGUGGUGUGGCUCAUAGUUUAAGUAGGUUAAGCGAAUUGUUUUUAUUAUCUAAAACUGUUAAAUAUAAAAUCAC
Messenger RNA from Photinus pyralis (common eastern firefly), 2825 nucleotides. RefSeq lists its product as uncharacterized. Bases 26 to 2773 code for a protein of 915 amino acids. The transcript is spliced from 49 exons. The record is from RefSeq and is a predicted model, not a curated record. NCBI's taxonomy places the organism in Eukaryota, Metazoa, Arthropoda, Insecta, Coleoptera, Lampyridae.